AUGGGACUCGCGUGGAGGGAGUUCAAGACCUACUUUCACUCGAUUUGGCUCCUGGCUGCUCCGUUGCUCCUCAGUCCGCUUCUUUUCUGCGGCCAGCCUGGAAAAUGUGCUUUCGUCAUUUUGGUCAUGUCCUGUUAUUGGGUCGCAGAGGUUCGUAAUAAUCGAAAAUCUUCUUCGGAAACGCAUUUCAGGUAGCUCCUUUGGCAGUGACGUCACUCCUGCCAAUGAUUUUGCUCCCGAUUCUGGGAAUUCAAAGCAUCAAGAAAGUUGCGCCAACGUACUUCAGCGUUCGUUUAUUGAUAAGUCGAGUGAACCCUGCAAAUUUCCUUUUUUGAAGUUUUUUUCUCUGUGAGAAAAUCGUAUGAAUUCGUAUUGGUCUUCUGAAAAUUCCUAGACGCUUCAUAUUUUCUAAUCGAAAACGAAACAUUUCGAGAAAAGUUAUUUGAUUCGUAAAUAACCAAAAAAAAAAAUGAGAGUAAAAAAACCUCAUUUUUAGGACACUAAUAUGGUUUUCUUCAACAGUUUGAUGUUGUCUUUGGCCGUAGAAGAAUGCAUGCUGCACAAAAGAAUCGCCCUCAAAAUGCUCACCUACUUUGGCACCAGACCUGCAUGGUUCGGAAAACACUUUUCUUGUUGAACUCGUCCUUUUCAGGCUCAUGGCGGGCUUCAUGUGCAUCACGAGUUUCAUGUUGGCUUUCCUGAAGAUUCUAACGCGACCUCCAAGAUUGCAGAUCUCUGUGGAUUUCGGACACGGCGUGCUGCGCUCUCAUGUCGCCGAUCGCCUACGCGUUGCUCGAGCAGGUCAUGGCUCCGAAAAUGGCGCCGCCCAAGAUCAUCGAAGCAGCAGAGGAGAGUUCCAACCAGAGACUUGACAUGAAACGGCUUUCGGCCAGAGAUCGAGGUGGGGCAGGGGCAGUGCGAUGAUUCAGAAUAUCUGAUAGAAGCGUACAUCAUUGAAUUGGUUCAUUUUUUUCGUGUUUCAAAAAGCGGGAUUUUUUUCAGCAUAUUUCUGAUAGCCUUGGAAGAGGAACGCUUCUUUUCAGGUAUCUGCAAAUGUUUAAUGCUUUUGGUUGCUCAUGCUUCGCUUAUCGGCGGUACAGGAACUAUCAACGCUACCGGACCAAAUCUCGUCUUCCGCGAUACUCUCGUCAAGUAAUCGAGUUCGAAGAAAGUAUUUCAGUGGUUGAUUCACAGAAGAUUUCCUGGAGAGGACACUGGAAUUUCAUAUCUUUCGUGGAUGGCUUUCGCCGUUCCGCCAAUGAUAGGCUAUAUGUUCGCCUCCUGGUUUAUCGUUCAGGUUCCAAUUUUUCCAGCAGUUUUUGCAACCUUCCUUUCUAGUUUCAAUUUUUGGGAAUCAAGUAUAUGGGCUCAAUUUUCAAAAAACCAUCAGACGAAGAAAGAAAAGACGAAGAAGCGACUCGUCGAGCCGUUUUCAAGUCCUAUCAAGAGCUGGGACCGAUAACGUCCGCAAUUCCCUUCGUAGUCUUUUCAGAAAUCAUUUCAGUUGGGCCGAAAAAUCUACUCUCACAAUAUUUUCUCUGGCCAUCUUUUCUUGGAUGACCAGUGAUCCGAAGGUGGUGCCUGGCUGGGCGCAGCUUUUCAAAUAGUUUUGUUUUUUCUAAAAGUUCGAAACGCUAAAUUGUGAUUCAGCGACUACGUGACGGAUUCCUGCUCGGGACUGAUUGCAGUUUUCAUUUUGUUCCUGUGGCCAAAAGAGAAACCUGAUUUUUUGUGCUUUAGGGAAGGUUCGAAGAGUUGAAAUUCUGCAAAAAAGGAAACAAUUUGAGAUAAAAAGCGCAUUUCUGUGAAAAGAGACCCGUUGGUGACGUGGGCUACGGUUCAGAAACGUUUUCCUUGGUCCAUCAUUUUGCUCCUCGGAGCCGGUUUUGCGAUAUCCAAUUCAGUCAAGGUACAGUGGAUAAAGUUUCGAAACAAACGAACACUUUAACGAUAUUUUAUUGAAAAACAAAGAACUUUCUUGAGCUUUAUAUGGCUUCAGUGAACAUGAAUGUAAUAGAAAAAGUCAGAUUGAGAGGAAAACACGACAAAUGAUUGCUGAUUAUUAAUUAUUCGAAGAAACUUUGAAUGAGUCUGAAUUAUUUAGCUUUGCUAAUGACCUUCUUUUCGCAGGAAAGCGGACUGUCUGAUUUGAUCGCCUGCAAGCUGAACUCGUCCAUCUCGACGCUGCCGUUCUUCGUCAUGCAAAUGAUCAUCUCGAUCGUGGUGGUGGUGAUGACGGAGUUCUCUACGAACACGGCCACCGCCUCCAUCUUCAUUCCCAUCACCUUCCAAAUGGCCGAAUCUGUCCACGCCCAUCCCCUCUACUUCUCGAUUCCGGCCGCCAUCGGGCCUUCCUUCUCAUUCAUGCUUCCGAUGGCCACGCCGGCUAACGCCAUCGUCUACGAAACCCGAACGAUGCGCAUGAUUGACAUGGCAAGUUCACUAUAUUUAAAAAAGUUUAUUUUAUUUCCGAUAAUAUUCCUUCUAAUUAUUUUUUUAACUAACUCAGUAACAGCCGACCAAAUAUUUUCCGGUCUCUCUCUUACAUUUGAAGGCCAACAAGAUAUAACUUGAGAAAUUGAAGAAUCUCUCUUCGAAAGCUAAAGUCUCUAAAAAUCUAUAUAGCUGAUUCAUGGCUGGCUUGAACCAUCGAUAAAAGGGUCCUGACACGAGACAUAAAAACUUACUGGGUUAUGUUUUCCACUGAAAAUCGAGUUGAUAAUUGAGACUUUGUGAGUUGGAUAAGCCCAGGGAAGAGCUCUCGGAAUCAAAAAAAUGAAAUUCUGCUGAACCCCUCAGACAGCCGAGCAGAAGCUUUUCGAAACCUUUUCUGUUCGGAAUAUUUUCGUCUCCUCCGUUUUUAAUUAUUUUUUUAACGAUUAUUAAAAAAGCGCCAUUACCUUUUAGAGUCUUUUUCUUAAUUUUAAUUUUUUUUUUAGAAAUUUAUCUUCUCGAACUCUAACUCUCACAAUUAUCUGUUAUAAAAAAAACUGCAGGUCUCGUGCGGGAUCUUUCUCAACAUACUUUGCAUUGGAAUCACAGUUCUGAACAUGAACACGUGGACGUAUUGGCUGUUCGACCUGGGCACCUAUCCGGAUUAUGCUCUGCGGCACCCUUCCAACGCCUCUUCGUGUAAUCUUUGA
Molecule: messenger RNA, 3143 nt
Organism: Caenorhabditis auriculariae
Lineage: Eukaryota; Metazoa; Nematoda; Chromadorea; Rhabditida; Rhabditidae
Source: the annotation of a GenBank genome assembly